GUAAGGCUUUGGGUCGUUCACUGCGGCACGAACAACCUGCACAAGAAACAGGGCCUGCCUGACGACAGCAUCAACGCCUUGCGUGUGCUCUUGACUACCAUACUGCAGGCGUCUGCACCGGGGACUUCAGUAUUGCUCACAGGCCUGUUUUAUCGUAAAGACAUACCUGAAGAGCUUGUGGAACAGGCCAAUGCGAAACUCAGGGCUCUAGUUGAUGAAGUCGCUCAGGCAUUUCCCGGCCUACUUUCUGAAGCCGCGCCGCGAAUCAUGUUUUUACCCGCACCUAAGGGAAUCGACCCCGACAUACAUUUAGACGAUCAUGUCCAUCUAAAUCUGGAGGGCUAUCGACAAUGGAUGGUCACACUAUUCCCUGCAGUGAUGGCCAUGUUG
Messenger RNA from Cryphonectria parasitica EP155, 390 nucleotides. RefSeq lists its product as uncharacterized. NCBI's taxonomy places the organism in Eukaryota, Fungi, Ascomycota, Sordariomycetes, Diaporthales, Cryphonectriaceae. The annotation marks the transcript as partial. The transcript is spliced from 2 exons. The record is from RefSeq and is a predicted model, not a curated record.